Molecule: messenger RNA, 1152 nt
Organism: Scheffersomyces stipitis CBS 6054
Lineage: Eukaryota; Fungi; Ascomycota; Pichiomycetes; Serinales; Debaryomycetaceae
Gene: SEN2
Product: tRNA splicing endonuclease subunit
Exons: 1
Coding region: 1-1152 (383 amino acids)
Biological process (GO): tRNA-type intron splice site recognition and cleavage; tRNA splicing, via endonucleolytic cleavage and ligation
Cellular component (GO): tRNA-intron endonuclease complex
Molecular function (GO): nucleic acid binding; tRNA-intron lyase activity
Source: RefSeq, a predicted model, not a curated record
AUGUCAAAGCGUAAUAACAAGAAACUUCUCAACCAGAUAUAUUCUCGCCCGCUUCCGAUCGAGUUGUCUUCUGACAAGUACGGGGUGGCGAUGCCGACGUUGUUUCCACAUAAUCCUGUUUCGUGGCUCUUUUAUUUAACUAGAUUGAUUCAAGUAAAUACUUUGUAUUCUGUCCCCCAGUCUCUGGAGACACUAAUAGACGUUAGCUACGACUCUGAUGGCAUAUUUAAGGUGCUGGAUGAAGAGUCAAUGGCAAAAUUGUGGAGAUGCGGCUUUUUUGGGAAAGGUACUCUCUCUAGAUCAGAACCAACGUGGAAGGCACGUACCAUCAAGAGAUUGAACUUGGACUCGAACACAGCCAAUGCUUUAUCGAUGGAAGAAGUAACCAACAAGAGACGAGACGAGAGGAAGAAGUUCAAGGCUGAAAGGUCUAGGCUCCAGGAACUCGAGCUUAAGCAACGUAAGGGCGAAAUUUCGGAUCUAGAAUCCUCACAGUUAGAACAACUCAGAGAAACCCUAGCAUCGCUCAGAUUGAUCGACUUCAAAUUGUCAAAAGAUUCUUUUGAUAGAGAAACAGACUUGAGGUUCGAGGAUUUGGAUCUAAUAGAGUCCAACCAGCUUGGACGGAACCUUGAAUUCUUACAGUUGCAAGCCAUAGAAACGUUCUUCUUGAAGUUUGCUGUCAACGUUAUCCGUGUAAACGACUUUUCCACAAAGCAAUUGUUUCUAGAAUGUUGUCGUCAAUCAGGAAUACUUAAGCCUACAAACAAGUUUGUUUUAGAUUAUGUUGUAUAUCACCAUUAUCGUUCGCUUGGAUGGUGUGUGAGAUCUGGAGUCAAAUUCGGCUGUGAUAUGUUGCUCUACAAAAGAGGUCCACCAUUUAUCCAUGCCGAGUAUUGUAUUUUGGUUAUUUCCAAUGAUGAUAAGGCAAGAUACGACUGGUUUGAAAUGGCUGCGAAAGCCAGAGUCAUCGGGACCGUGAAGAAAACCUUUGUGCUCGUGUACGUCGAUUCCCCGACAGAAGAAAGGUUCAACUCGAUAUUGAGCAGCGCAUAUUCUGACGAAGGUAUACUCUUCCAGGACUUGUUCAAGUUGUAUAAAGUCACUGAAAUUCUUUACCGGAGAUGGGCUCCUAGCAAGACUAGGGACUGA